Puntigrus tetrazona (Sumatra barb) is the source of this 2416-nucleotide messenger RNA. Its product is annotated as probable G-protein coupled receptor 34. The transcript is spliced from 2 exons. Bases 467 to 1609 code for a protein of 380 amino acids. Lineage: Eukaryota; Metazoa; Chordata; Actinopteri; Cypriniformes; Cyprinidae. Gene Ontology annotation, biological process: G protein-coupled receptor signaling pathway. Gene Ontology annotation, molecular function: G protein-coupled purinergic nucleotide receptor activity. Gene Ontology annotation, cellular component: membrane. The record is from RefSeq and is a predicted model, not a curated record.
AAAAACAAAAAAAGACAUGUUACUCUGCAGCACAUACCACCUGGAAUUAAAAUUAGAAGUCAAGGUAAAAGUUAAAAAUAUAUGUGUGUGUGUGUGUGUGUGUGUCCAGGAGAUAAUAUGACUGAUCUGCAAUUAUCAAAGUUCAACAAGAGGAGUAUCAACCAUGAUUAAAACAGUUUAAAAAAAUCAUGACUACAUUUUUAUAUAUAUAGUAAUAUAAUUGUUAAGUAGCCCUCAUCUGUCUGUUUUUGUGUCAUGUAAGGAGGAAUUGAAAUAUGGUUUCGAGAAAUGCUCUUCCCUUUUAAGAGAGCUUGCACACUUUAUUUUGAUCUUAACUGGUGCACAGCUGUGCUAUGAGGUGUGCAAGAGUGUAAAAAAGGAAGAGCUUAAAAGGAAGCUUGCAAAGAGAUCUGAAUUGAGAUUAAACAGACACAUUUAAAAAGAAACACAACAGAGAAGUUCUCCAAUGGACAGAAUUUACAAGGGUCUGAUAUAUACACACGCAAUGACAAAAAACAAAUCUCAAUUUUUCCCCACUGCAUCGCUGACCACCAUGUCGAAAAUUCCCCAGUCAAGCUGCCAAACGGACAACACCAGCUUGCAGGUCCCGCUGGCUUUUUUCUAUUCACUCUUCUUUCUGUUCGGGUUGUCUGGGAACCUGCUGGCUCUCUGGGUGUUUCUACGGGUACAUCCGAAGAAAAACUCAGUUCGCAUUUUCCUAAUUAACCUGGCCCUCGCCGACUUGCUCCUUGUGAUCUGCCUGCCUUUCCGAGUGGUGUACCAUUCCAACAAUGAUCGGUGGGUGCUGCCGCCAUUACUGUGCAAGAUGGUGGGCAUUAUCUUUUACAUAAACAUGUACAUUAGUAUAGUUUUACUGGGCUUCAUUAGUGUAGAUCGUUAUCUGAAAUUUCAAAGGUUGUCCUGUAGGAGGAUAUUCCUGGAUAGUCAAUGGAGCAUACUUCUCUGCAGUGUCAUCUGGGCUGUGGCGUUUGUUUGUGGCAUUUGCCUCAUCGUCCUGGAUACAGAGAAAGUUAAAACCGAACAGUGUUUCCAGUACAAAACACUGCACGAAUCCAAAUGGAAAGCCUAUUUCAACUUUGCCAUCGUUGGUUUGUUUUGGCUGGUCUACGGUGCAUUGCUAAUCUCCUACGGAAGGAUUGGAAUGAAUCUGCUAACAACCUCCAAAAACAAACCGGAUUUUCCAAAUGCUGCCAAGUACCACAAAACUGCAUGGAAGUCAUUCUUCGUGCUUUUUCUCUUCACUAUAUGUUUUGUGCCUUACCACUCUGUUAGGAUUUUCUAUAUCAUGUCACAGAUAGCAAUAGACACCACUUGCGAAUGGAUAAGUGUGUUGGAUAAAACCAAUGAAGUAGUCCUGCUACUGUCUGCCUUUAAUAGCUGUCUUGAUCCAGUCAUGUACUUUUUGUUCUGUAGUUCUAUUCGCAAAGUGAUGCUGAAGACCAUCUGUAACAGCUUUUGUCAGCAAAACGACAAAAGACUGAUAAGUUCUAUUGACACUCCACAGGAGCUGCCAAAUAUCAAUUCAGCUCUGCCUAUGAACACUCAGGACGUCAAACCAUCAAAAACAACAGAUAAAAUGGUGCUUUAAAUGUUUUAAAAAGAUACAAACUGUUUAAAUGUACAUACAGCAUUUUUUUUACUAUGCAAGAAUGGUUUUAUUUACAUGUGCACAGCAAAGUUAAAGAAAAUCUUACAUUGUGAAUCUAUUUUUUUGAUAUUCAUCAGAAACACUACCUUUUAAAGCGAUGUACAUUAUAUUUUACCAAAUGAUCACACAAAAAUAGUUAAUUAACAUAGUAAAGUUAAAAAUAGUUAGUUAACAUGCUUUUUAACAUUAUUUACUGCAUCAUGAACCAACAAAUAACAUUUUUAAAGCUUUUUUAUUAAUCAAGGUUAAUAAAAUAACUUAAAAACACAGAAAAAUUUGUCUAUAUGUAUAAUUGUUCAUUCUUAUUAUAUGUUCAUUACAUAUGAUCUCAUUUUAAUUUCUACAGUUUGAAUAGUUACAAAAUUCUGUAUUAAAAUUUGAAAAAAAAAAAAACCAUUAACCAAUUAUAAUGAAUGCAGUAAAAUAAUCGUUUACUGUUAGUUCAUGAAAUCUAAGGCAUUGACUAAUGUUAACAAACUAAACCUUAUUAUAAAGUGUUAGUUAACCAUACUCCAUUUAACUGUUGUAGCUGUGUUUUCAUUGCUUCCAUGCAUGCAUGCGUUUAUUAUCAGUAAGCUCUAAAAUGCUCACAUGAAUACAUGCUAGUUUCUUUUUGUCCUUUUUUCUGUAGACCAAACACAUUUUAUGUACUGCAGUUAUAUAUGGGAUCAUCUGUAAUAAAUAUAUAUACUGUGUAUAGUGUGUAAAAAAAAACCUAUUAAACUUAUACAAGAACUGUAACAGCAA